Molecule: messenger RNA, 195 nt
Organism: Cyphellophora attinorum
Lineage: Eukaryota; Fungi; Ascomycota; Eurotiomycetes; Chaetothyriales; Cyphellophoraceae
Exons: 2
Coding region: 1-195 (64 amino acids)
Source: RefSeq, a predicted model, not a curated record
AUGACUCGCGGAAAUCAGCGGGAAAAGGCAAGAGAGAAGAAUCUGGCGGCGCAAGGGGCUGCGAAGAGCAAGAACACCCAGAGUGGUACCGAGUUUGCGAGAACAAAGGAGGCUCAGGCCGCAAUAAUGCGCGAGAAACAAGCCAAAGCUGAGGCGAAAGCAAAAGAGGGCGGAGCUGCGCCGAAGAAGAAAUAG